AUGAGAUUACUUCGAUCAUUAUUUGAUAAACAUGUCCGUUCAACGACAAUUGUUGAUGGUGUUGAUCUCAUUCGUCGUCUACAAACUUAUAUUGCAAAUGGAUAUUUAAAAUCAACAACUUAUCUGUGUACAUUUGAUAUUACCGAUUUAUAUACGAUGUUACCUCAAGAAGAAUCGUUGGAUAUUCUGACUGAAUUUCUCUUACAAUAUGGCUACCAGAAAAUAAGAGGAGUUCCAAUUGAUGCUAUUCGAAAAUUAGGUCGUCUAGUUCUCACAGAAAAUGUAUUUAUUUACAAAAAGAAAUUCUAUCGACAAGUGAUCGGUGGUGCAAUGGAUACAUCGAAUGAAUCGUUGGACAAAAUUAAUGAAAUGUUAGAUCUAGCCAAUGGUUUGCAUCCGAAUAUCAAACUUGUGCGUCAAGUUGGAUCAAGUGUAUCAUUCUUAGAUUUGCUUAUCAAAAAUAAGAACGGUAUUUUGGAUACAUUAGUUUAUUACAAAGAAGCGACUGAAUCAUAUAUUGUACCUUUUAAAUCCGAUCAUCCAAAACAUGUUUUUCGAAAUACCAUUAAUACUGCUCUACUACGCGCAGUUCGAUAUUGUUCAACAUUAUCAGCAUUCGAAGACGAACGACGUUCUAUCGAAUUAAUAUUAUUAUUCAUACUCAGUUGA
Molecule: messenger RNA, 669 nt
Organism: Adineta ricciae
Lineage: Eukaryota; Metazoa; Rotifera; Eurotatoria; Adinetida; Adinetidae
Source: the annotation of a GenBank genome assembly